AUAUUUCCCGUCAAAGCCUCGAGGUUGCGGGCGGAGGUUGCGGGUUAAAGGUGAGGCCGUCUCUUCCGGCCUGGGGUGGUCACAGCGGCGCCGAGAGAGAGAGACUCGUUCGCACAACGGGAAGCAUAAAUGGGGGUCCCGGCCUUCUUCAGGUGGCUCAGCAAGAAGUACCCCUCUAUCGUGGUGAACUGCGUAGAAGAGAAGUUGCGGGAGGUCAAUGGCGUCCGCAUCCCCGUGGACACGAGCAAGCCCAACCCCAACGAGGUCGAGUUCGACAACCUCUACCUGGACAUGAAUGGCAUCAUCCACCCCUGCACGCACCCCGAGGACAAGCCGGCGCCCAAGAACGAGGAUGAGAUGAUGGUGGCGAUCUUCGAGUACAUCGACCGACUCUUCAGCAUCGUGCGGCCCCGCCGCCUGCUGUAUAUGGCCAUCGAUGGCGUAGCUCCCCGGGCCAAGAUGAACCAGCAGCGGUCACGCCGCUUCCGCGCCUCUAAGGAGGGGCAGGAGAUGACGGCUGACAAGAAGCGAAUCCGGGAGGAGAUCCUCCAGAAGGGUGGUUUUCUCCCUCCGGAAGAGGCCAAGGAGCGGUUCGACAGCAACUGCAUCACCCCCGGCACAGAGUUCAUGUCCAACUUGGCCAAGUGUCUGCGCUACUAUGUGGCCGAGAGACUGAACAGUGACCCGGGCUGGCGCAACAUCGCGGUGAUCCUGUCGGAUGCCAGCGUGCCAGGCGAGGGGGAGCACAAAAUCAUGGACUUCAUUCGCAGACAGAGAGCUCAACCGAACCACGACCCCAACACCCACCAUUGCCUGUGCGGCGCUGACGCGGACCUCAUCAUGUUGGGGCUGGCAACGCAUGAGCCCAAAUUCACGAUCAUCCGUGAGGAGUUCAAGCCCAACCAGCAGCGGCCGUGCGCACUCUGCUCUCAGUUUGGACACGAGCUCAAGGACUGCGAGGGGCUGCCCCGCGAAAAGCAGGGCAAGCAUGACGAGUUUGCUGACCUCCCACCCGGUUCGGAGCAGGAUUUCAUCUUCCUUAGACUCAACAUUCUGCGCGAGUACCUGGAGCGGGAGCUCACUAUGGCGAGCCUGCCCUUCCCCUUCGACCUGGAGAGGAGCAUUGACGACUGGGUCUUCAUGUGCUUCUUUGUCGGAAACGACUUCCUUCCGCACCUGCCUUCCCUGGAGAUCCGGGAGGGAGCCAUCGAUCGCCUCGUCGGCAUCUACAAGAACGUUGUUCACCGCACAGGGGGCUACCUGACGAACAGUGGCUACGUGAACCUGGAGCGCGUGCAGCUCGUGAUGGAGGCGCUGGGGGAGAUGGAGGACGCCAUCUUCAAGAAGCGGCGCACUGACGACUUGGAUUUCAAACGUCGUCAGAAGGACAGAAAGAAGCGGAUGAAGCGGGAUCGUCCGGCCUUCAUCCCUGGGGGGCAGUUUUCUCCCCGGCCGCUGGGUGGUGGUGGUGGCGGCGGUUGGAGGGGGGGCCGGGGGGGAAGCAACCCCAUCCACAACCCCCGGCAGACGGCGUACGAAAUGCGCACGCAGGGACGAGACUACAACAACAUGAGCGCUGCUCAGUCUCUGAAGAGCUCCAUGUACGGACAGAGCCCGGCUCCGUCCCACUCUGGGAACAGCAGCUUCAGCUCGGGGGGGGGCACUCCCUCCCCUUCGGGGAAGCGGCCGCUCGAAGACAGCGACGAUGAGCCUGAGCCCGAGGACAACGUGAGGCUGUGGGAGGACGGCUGGAAGCAGCGAUACUACCGCCAGAAGUUCGACGUGGAUGACGGCGACACCGGAUUCACCGACAAGGUGGCGCGGGCGUAUGUGCAUGGCCUGUGCUGGGUGCUGCGCUACUACUACCAGGGCUGCGCGUCGUGGCAGUGGUUUUACCCGUUCCACUACGCGCCCUUUGCCUCAGACUUCCACAACGUGGCCAGCAUGCCGUCCGACUUCGCCACCGACACCAAACCCUUCAAGCCCCUGGAACAGCUGAUGGGGGUGUUCCCAGAGGCAAGCGGCAACUUCCUGCCGGUGACGUGGCGCAAGCUCAUGUCCAACCCGGACUCGAAAAUCAUCGACUUCUAUCCCGACGACUUCUCCAUUGACCUCAACGGGAAGAAGUACGCCUGGCAGGGCGUGGCGCUGCUGCCCUUCGUGGACGAGCGCCGUCUGCGUGCGGCCCUCGCGGACGUCUACCCCGACCUCUCGGUGGACGAGAGUCGUAGGAACAGCCUCGGCAGCGACGUGUUGUUUGUGGGGCAGUACCACCCGCUGCAGGACUUCAUGGUGGAGCUCUACAGCGGCGGAGCAGAGAACGGACAGGAGGUGGAUCUGCCCCCCAACCUCUGCCACGGCAUGACGAGUAAACUACGUCUGGACCAGGACUCUAUCCUGCCUGGCAGGGUUGUGCAGUCCCCUGUGCCCACGCUGCCUGACGUGAAGCACAACAGCUGUGUGAGCAUCUUGUUCCGGGACCCGCAGUAUGAGGAAGGAUUCGUGUUCAAGGCUGAGUUCCUCCCGGGGGCCAAGCAAGCGGAGAAGGUGCUGAAGCCUGGCGACUGGGAACAGAGGAACCCCGGGCGCAACUACCAACCGCAGCUCGGAUUCAACCCCAAUCGGCAGCAGCAGCACCUGGGCCAGGCCUCCUUCAACAUGCUGCGGCACUCGACUGCCCAGGCCGCAACCUCUCGGAACAGCUGGCCCCAGGCUCACGGAGGUUAUGGCCAGGGGCAGCAUCAGCCCAGCAGCCGGCAGAUGCCGGCGCGGCAAGACUCUCAGCAGUGGUUUAACCCACAGCCCCGACAGCUCUACAACCCCCCACUCUCCAACCGGAUGACCACACAGAGAGGAGGUGGCUCUGGGGGCCAGGGGGCCUGGUCGCAGGGAUCCUACCCCCCGGCGGGGGGGGGCAACUUCCAGCAGAGUGGAGGCGGCAGCUGGGGGGGCCAGCAGCAGCAGCAGAUGUUCCAGCCGCGGCACGGAGCACCCCGUGGUUCCUACCCGGGUCGAGGCAGCUUUCCCAUGCCCCCCCCAACCUCCCGCUACUCUCGCUACUGAGACAUGGAGACACGGGGGUAGGGGUGGUGGUACAUCAACUUCUCCACGCGGACCACACGGCCUGCCGCCGAGCCACCUUGCCAGGGGCUCAUUUUAAGGCCGAGUCGACCUCCGGGGAGAGGGCCUUCCCGGGCAAGUUCCAACGUCGCGGUUCGCACCUUGGCCGUUGUCGUUCGGGUGUCGAACCCAGGUAUCCCAGGAUCAUAGCUUCGUGCCGACCUCCCUCGUUCCUUGUCCUGGUGACCCCCAUCUCCGAGCGCUCCGUCCCCAUUUACUUCGUUUCCUCUGUCCACCUUUAUUCAUAGUUUUAAUCCCAAUGAUGGUCGUGUAUUUUUUUGUCAUUAAAUGCCGGAACAGAAA
Molecule: messenger RNA, 3423 nt
Organism: Petromyzon marinus (sea lamprey)
Lineage: Eukaryota; Metazoa; Chordata; Hyperoartia; Petromyzontiformes; Petromyzontidae
Gene: XRN2
Product: 5'-3' exoribonuclease 2
Biological process (GO): nuclear-transcribed mRNA catabolic process
Cellular component (GO): nucleus
Molecular function (GO): 5'-3' RNA exonuclease activity; RNA binding
Source: RefSeq, a predicted model, not a curated record